AAGAACCAUAGGUACUAACACGAAACAACAUCCAUAUCACUCUCUUAUUGUCUCUCGCGUUUCUCGUUCGUGUUCCAAUGGAGUCGCGAGUGUUGUCACGCGCCGCCAUCUUGUCCUCCCUCCCUCACCUCCGCAAGCUGCCUCGGGAGUCCGCCGCCAAUGCUUCCCUCGUCUCCGUGAAGGCAAUCGGUUCCGUCGCCGACGGUGGGAACCUCAUCUGGGGGAGGCAGCUCCGUCCGGCGCUGUGCUCGCCGGCGCUGAAGAAGGAGGUUGUACUCCUCCGGCCAUGCCUCGCCGCAGCCUCCUCGCCGGCCGAGGGGAGUGAUUCCGCCGGGGAAGCGAAGGUAGCUCCGGUGGGUUUCUUCGAGAAGUACCCGGCUCUAGUCACCGGGUUUUUCUUCUUCAUGUGGUACUUCUUGAACGUGAUUUUUAACAUCCUCAACAAGAAGAUCUACAAUUAUUUCCCCUAUCCAUACUUUGUAUCGGUUAUCCAUUUGUUUGUGGGCGUGGUGUACUGUUUGGUUAGCUGGACCGUGGGCCUUCCAAAGCGUGCCCCUAUAGACUCCAACCUGCUGAAGUUGCUCAUUCCCGUGGCUGUGUGUCAUGCAUUAGGCCAUGUGACCAGCAAUGUCUCAUUUGCAGCAGUUGCUGUUUCUUUCACACAUACCAUUAAAGCUCUUGAGCCAUUCUUCAAUGCUUCUGCUUCACAGUUCAUACUUGGCCAAUCAAUACCCAUCACUUUAUGGCUGUCACUGGCUCCUGUUGUUCUCGGUGUGGCAAUGGCAUCAUUGACCGAGCUCUCAUUCAACUGGACUGGCUUCAUAAGUGCUAUGAUUUCAAAUAUUUCCUUUACAUACCGGAGUAUCUAUUCAAAGAAAGCCAUGACUGAUAUGGAUAGUACCAAUAUCUAUGCCUACAUUUCCAUCAUUGCUCUAAUUGUCUGCAUACCACCGGCCGUAAUUCUCGAAGGGCCUACACUGUUGAAGCACGGGUUCAAUGAUGCAAUUGCUAAAGUAGGUAUGGUCAAGUUCAUCACAGAUCUCUUCUGGGUUGGGAUGUUUUACCACCUGUACAACCAGGUGGCGACUAACACACUGGAGAGAGUGGCUCCUCUCACUCAUGCAGUUGGCAACGUACUGAAACGUGUAUUUGUGAUUGUAUUUUCAAUUCUAGUCUUCGGUAACAAGAUUUCCACCCAAACUGGUAUUGGAACAGCCAUUGCUAUUGCAGGAGUGGCAAUCUACUCGCUCAUCAAAGCCAGGAUGGAGGAAGAGAAGCGACAAGCGAAAGCAGCAUAAGAAGAAAGAGGCGUCAACUUGGAGGAUGUCUUGAACUGUAAAUCAUCAUAAAUUUCCUUCAAAAUAAUUGGGUGACUGGUUCAGUAUUGUACUAUCCUUCGGAUAGCCUUUUCUUUUUCCUUUUCUUUUUCCGGUCAAAUCUUUUUUUUUUCCCUUGUUCAUUCAGAAAACAAUGACUUGCUGAUUUGCAGUCUUUUCAUGUUUGACCAAAAAAAUGAUGUAUCCAUGAUUCCCAUAAAGUGCUCUUAAGGAGGCGUUUGGUACCGAUUUUCUUAAAAAAUUGAUAGGCAAAUUCAAUAGGGAUUUGAAGAUUACAGUGUUUGGUAGAAGAUUAAAAAAAAUUAUGCCAUCUAUAUUGAAUACCCAGGCAAAGUACAUCAUGUGAAAAAUUGCAGCAAUCGCAGUGUGCUUGAUACCCA
Molecule: messenger RNA, 1717 nt
Organism: Gastrolobium bilobum
Lineage: Eukaryota; Viridiplantae; Streptophyta; Magnoliopsida; Fabales; Fabaceae
Product: triose phosphate/phosphate translocator, chloroplastic
Exons: 12
Coding region: 78-1298 (406 amino acids)
Biological process (GO): transmembrane transport
Cellular component (GO): Golgi apparatus; membrane
Molecular function (GO): antiporter activity
Source: RefSeq, a predicted model, not a curated record